CAUGUAUAGUACAGUAGUACCGAUAAUGGAUAUGGACGGCAUAAUCAUGUUUAUUAAGAAAUGAAAAGAAAUCUCUGAAUCGGAUAAUUUCGACUAAAAUUUUUGGAUAAUAUAGCAGUAUUGUGGAUUAACUUUAUUUUGGAUCGAAUCGUGCAAUACAUUCUACACUACUGACACUUCACCAUGGGCGAUUGCUUUCCUGAAAAAGUACCAGAGGAAACAAGAUAUAUCACAGCCAAUGAUCCUGAAUACAAUGCUCAAUUCAACUAUAAGAAAAACAAGAUCAUCACAUCAAGAUACACCGUUCUCACUUUUCUACCUUUGAAUUUAUUUCAACAAUUUCAAAGAGUUGCUAAUGCUUAUUUUUUGAUGCUUUUGAUUCUCCAGUUAAUUCCUGCAAUAUCUUCAUUGAGUCCCAUAACAACAAUUAUUCCGUUAGUUGUUGUAUUAUCUGUGACAGCCGUUAAAGACGCUGUAGAUGAUUUUCAUAGACAUCAAAGUGAUGACGAAAUAAACAACAGAAAAACAUUAACCUUAAGAAAUGGCAAAUUGGAAGAAGUAAAAUGGAUGGACAGUUGUGUUGGUGAUUUAGUAAAAUUAGAAAAUAAUCAAUUUGUGACAGCUGACAUACUUUUACUUUCAAGCAGUGAUGAAAAUAACCUCGUUUAUAUUGAAACUGCUGAACUUGAUGGAGAAACAAAUUUGAAAGUGAAGCAGGCAAUACCGGAUACUGGAAUGAUUGGAGAUGACAUCAGGGAACUAUCCAAAUUCAAUGGUGAAAUAACUUGUGAAUCUCCAAAUGAAAUUCUCCAUAAAUUUGGUGGUAAAAUGCAAUGGAACGACCAGGAAUAUCCUUUGGACAAUGAAAAGAUUCUUCUCAGAGGAUGCAGAGUUAGGAAUACUGAUUGGUGCAUUGGAAUUGUCAUUUUCGCUGGACCCGACACGAAGCUUAUGAUGAAUACAGGAAAAACUAUUUUGAAGAGAACGAGUAUUGAUAGAUUGAUGAAUACAUUAGUUUGGAUGAUUUUUGGAUUUCUUCUCACACUCGCAACAACCUGUGCAAUUGGGAACACAAUAUGGGAAUCACAAAUUGGAAUUAAAUUCACACUCUACCAACCUUGGGAAGAUUAUAUCACAAAUAUAUACAUGUCAGGAUUUCUUGCUUUUUGGUCAUAUAUUAUUAUUCUCAACACAGUUGUGCCUAUAUCAUUAUACGUAAGCGUGGAAGUUAUCCGUCUUAUGCAAUCAUGGUUUAUAGACUGGGAUAGACAGAUGUAUUAUGGCAAGAAGGAUCUGCCUGCCCAUGCAAGGACGACUACUCUGAAUGAGGAACUGGGACAAAUAGAAUAUAUUUUCUCUGACAAAACUGGUACCUUGACUCAGAAUGUCAUGGUUUUUAAAAAAUGUUCGAUCAACGGAAAAAGUUAUGGAAGUUUGUACGAUAACCAGGGAAACAGGAUUCAACCAGACGAGACAACUCCAAUCGUUGAUCUAUCUUUCAACUCAUAUUACGAGAGAAAAUUUGUCUUCCAUGACCAAGACCUCGUUGAUAAAAUGCGAUCUGAUGAUGAACAUUGCCAUAAUUUCUUCAGACUAGUUGCCCUGUGUCAUACUGUAAUGCCGGAGAUAAAGGAAGACGAAAGUCUCGUCUACCAGGCUCAAUCUCCUGAUGAAAAUGCUCUUGUUUCUGCAGCAAGGAAUUUUGGAUUUGUUUUCGUAUCGAGGACUUUUAACACGAUCACUGUGAAAGAGAUGGGAAAUGACGUUGAAUAUGAAGUCCUUGCCAUUCUUGAUUUUGACAACGUAAGAAAAAGGAUGUCCGUAAUUGUUAGAAGUCCUGCUGGUCAAAUCACUCUAUUCUGUAAAGGAGCAGAUUCAGUUAUUUAUGAAAGAUUAAAAGCUGAUGAAAAUGCAGAAAUGAACGAUCUAACUUCCGAACAUUUGGAAGAUUUUGCUACUGACGGUCUCAGAACACUUUGUCUUGCAAUGAAAAAACUGGAUCCAGAAGUGUACGAUGUUUGGAAAGUUAGUCACCAAGAAGCUUUAACUGCAAUUGACGAUCGAGAUGACAUGUUGGCAGCGGUUUAUGAAGAAAUUGAGAGAGAUAUGACGUUACUUGGAGCAACUGCUAUAGAAGAUAAAUUACAGGACGGAGUACCAGAAACGAUUGCUAAUCUAACUCGUGCAAAUAUCAAGAUCUGGGUUCUGACAGGAGAUAAACAAGAAACCGCAAUUAAUAUCGGUUACUCUUGCAAUAUGUUGACUGAAGACAUGAAAGAUGUGUUUGUGAUCAGUACUGGCUCUUUGGAGGAAGUACGAGAGAGUAUAGAGAGUGCCCUCAGUGAUAUCAGGGAUACGUCAGCGAAUCAAAAUGAUGUUCAAGGAACGACAAGUACAGAGGAAUUUGUAUCAGUAUCCAACAGUGCAAACACAAUGCUAAAUGAAGAUGCGAAAUAUGGACUCGUCAUUAAUGGAUAUAGUUUGGCACAUGCGUUGCUUCCUGAGCUUGAAGAAUUAUUCUUGGAGUUGGCGACAUUCUGUUCUACAGUAAUCUGUUGCAGAGUGACUCCGUUACAGAAAGCUCAAGUUGUUGAACUCGUCAAAAAAUAUAAAAGUGCGGUCACUUUGUCGAUUGGUGAUGGAGCUAAUGAUGUCAGUAUGAUUAAAGCUGCCCACAUUGGAGUUGGAAUCAGUGGAGAGGAAGGAACGCAGGCUGUGUUGUCUUCAGAUUUUUCAUUUGGUCAAUUCAGGUAUCUUGAAAGACUUUUACUGGUUCAUGGUCGUUGGUCAUAUAUGAGAAUGUGCAAAUUUCUCGGAUAUUUUUUCUACAAAAAUUUUGCCUUUACACUCGUGCAUUUCUGGUAUGCCUUUUUCUGUGGAUUUCAAGCGCAGUCGAUAUACGACGCAUGGUUGGUGACAUUAUACAACGUCGUUUAUACAUCUAUGCCAAUUAUCGUGUUGGCACUGCUGGACCAGGACUUGAAUGAUGCAUACUGUAUACGAUUUCCUAAAUUAUAUUUACCGGGUCAGAAGAAUGAAGGAUUUAACAAGAAAAUUUUCUUUCUAAGUAUUGUCCGAGGAAUUCUGACAUCACUUGUAUUGUUCUUCUUCACCUAUGGAGCUUUUCACACUAACAGUGCAACAGAUGGAGCAGACAUUACUAAUGUACAAAGUGUUGGAACUGUUAUUGCAACGAGUCUCAUUAUUAUCGUGAAUUUGAAAGUUGGUAUGGACACUCAGUACUGGACACCAAUUAAUCAUUUUUUUGUUUGGGGAAGCAUUGCCAUAUUUUUUGUGAUGUCAUUUGCCUUGUACAGUGAUGGUUUGUUCUACUUGUCCCCUGAAACUUUUCCUUAUAUUGGAGCUGCCAGGAACACAAUGAAUGAUGGUAACAUGUGGUUCACAGUACUCUUGACAACUACUGUUUGCGUUCUACCUGAACUUGCAAUCAAAUUGUUCUAUGAAAUGCUUUACCCUAGCUAUAAUGAGGAGAUUUUAAAGAAACAAGUCAAGGAUAGGAAACUGCGUAAAAAGAAAACUAAAUCAUCAACACUCAGUGAGUUAGCAAAAUUCAAAAAUCAUUUCUUGAUUAAAAGAAAAGGAUCAAAUCGCCCCCGUUCGGGGUACGCAUUUUCACAUGAAAAAGGCUUCGGAGACUUGAUCACAACAGGACGUAUGAGCAUGAGAAAUAAGAGCCAAAGUGCACAUGGUACUCCAAAAAGUGAGAACCGUUCUGAACACAUACCAGUUACUGAAGAACUUCACGAAGCAACAAAUGCAGAAAAUAUCCCUAAAAAUGGAGACAUUACCCAAAAGGGGGUACAAAAUUCUGAUUCCUAUCAUACAGCUGUUUCUGAUAGCAAUAAAAAACAAGAACAUCCGACUGAAACAUACAGGAAAUUGGCAGAAUAAUUUAUUGUUUUUUACACCAUGUUGCCUAAUGCUAUAUUCUGUCCGAAUGUUAAUAUGAAAAUAGGCCAAAGAUGGUGAAUAUUAAUUAUUCUAGAUCAAAAGUAACCUCAAAAAUUGUUCCAUAUAUGUUAUCAUGUAGCACGAGUUAUUAUUAAACACUGUAUUAUAAAGUCAGAAGAGAAGUGAACUGUGCUAUAAAGAACUGUGAAUCUGACUUGCUUGUUUUUUUUUUGGCACAUUCCUCAGUGUGUACCGGUAUAUGAUUUUAAGGGGCUCCCGAAGUAUGCGAACCAAAAUGGCGGACAUCGGAAUGUAAUAUAUGUACUAGGUUAGGGUUAGGCCAUAAUUUUAG
Molecule: messenger RNA, 4264 nt
Organism: Styela clava
Lineage: Eukaryota; Metazoa; Chordata; Ascidiacea; Stolidobranchia; Styelidae
Source: RefSeq, a predicted model, not a curated record